Molecule: messenger RNA, 7907 nt
Organism: Phyllostomus discolor (pale spear-nosed bat)
Lineage: Eukaryota; Metazoa; Chordata; Mammalia; Chiroptera; Phyllostomidae
Gene: CREB1
Product: cAMP responsive element binding protein 1
Exons: 11
Coding region: 465-1490 (341 amino acids)
Biological process (GO): regulation of transcription by RNA polymerase II
Cellular component (GO): nucleus; ATF4-CREB1 transcription factor complex
Molecular function (GO): DNA-binding transcription factor activity, RNA polymerase II-specific; protein binding; cAMP response element binding
Source: RefSeq, a predicted model, not a curated record
CUAGCGGAACCCCUUGCGCCUCGGCCGAAGGAACCCGAAGAACUUCGGCAAGUUCCGCCUCCAGGGCGAGGGCGGGGCCGCUCGAGCUCCUCCGAGCCGAACUCGGCUGUUUCCGUGCGCAGCCGUUGCGCACUCGGCACUGGGCGGCGCUGGCUGGCUCCCUGGCUGCGGCUCCUCAGUCCGCGGCGGCUGCUGCUGCCUGUGGCCCGGGCGGCUGGGAGAAGCGGAGUGUUGGUGAGUGACGCGGCGGAGGUGUAGUUUGACGCGGUGUGUUACGUGGGGGAGAGAAUAAAACUCCAGCGAGAUCCGGGCCGCGAACGAAAGCAGUGACGGAGGAGCUUGUACCACCGCCAAGAAAAUAAAGGUUCAGUGAUUGAGGAAAUGGUGCCAUACCCGGAGUCACAGACUACAGGCUGAGGUAUGGAUUUGUUCUCCAAUUAAGGGAGAAAGAGCUUGGUGACUAAAUGACCAUGGAAUCUGGAGCAGAGAACCAGCAGAGUGGAGAUGCAGCUGUAACAGAAGCUGAAAACCAGCAAAUGACAGUUCAAGCCCAGCCACAGAUUGCCACAUUAGCCCAGGUAUCUAUGCCAGCAGCUCAUGCAACAUCAUCUGCUCCCACCGUAACAUUAGUACAGCUGCCCAAUGGGCAGACAGUCCAAGUCCAUGGAGUUAUUCAGGCGGCCCAGCCAUCAGUUAUUCAGUCUCCACAAGUCCAGACAGUUCAGUCUUCCUGUAAGGACUUAAAAAGACUUUUCUCCGGAACUCAGAUUUCAACUAUUGCAGAAAGUGAAGAUUCACAGGAGUCAGUGGAUAGUGUAACUGAUUCCCAAAAACGAAGAGAGAUUCUUUCAAGGAGGCCUUCCUACAGGAAAAUUUUGAAUGACUUGUCUUCUGAUGCACCAGGAGUGCCAAGGAUUGAAGAAGAGAAGUCUGAAGAGGAGACGUCAGCGCCUGCCAUCACCACUGUCACGGUGCCAACUCCGAUUUACCAGACGAGCAGCGGCCAGUACAUUGCCAUUACCCAGGGAGGAGCAAUACAACUGGCUAACAAUGGUACCGAUGGGGUACAGGGCCUGCAAACAUUAACUAUGACCAAUGCAGCAGCCACUCAGCCGGGUACUACCAUUCUACAGUAUGCACAGACCACUGAUGGACAGCAGAUCUUAGUGCCCAGCAACCAAGUCGUCGUUCAAGCUGCCUCUGGAGAUGUACAAACAUACCAGAUCCGCACGGCACCCACAAGCACCAUUGCCCCCGGCGUGGUUAUGGCGUCCUCGCCAGCGCUCCCCACGCAGCCUGCUGAAGAAGCCGCGCGGAAGAGAGAGGUGCGCCUCAUGAAGAAUAGGGAAGCAGCACGAGAGUGUCGCAGAAAGAAGAAAGAAUAUGUGAAAUGUUUAGAAAACAGAGUGGCAGUACUUGAAAACCAAAACAAGACACUGAUUGAGGAGCUAAAAGCACUUAAGGACCUUUACUGCCACAAAUCAGAUUAGUUUGGGAUUUAAAUUUCACCGGUAUGGUGGAAAAAGAACUGACUUGGCCACAAGCAGAAAGACAAAAUAAACAUUUUAUUUUCUAAACAUGUCUUUUUUUCUAUGCGCAAAACUGCCUGAAAGCAACUACAGAAUUUCAUUCAUUUGUGCUUUUGCAUUAAACUGUGAAUGUUCCAACACCUGCCUCCACUUCUCCCUUCAAGAAGUUUUCAGCGCCAGGAAUCAUGAAGAGACUUCAACAUUUCAUCCCCCACCCUCCUCAAGAACUAAUAAUUGGUUUACUUGUAAAAUCAUGGGGGAAAUGAGGAAAGAAAAUCUUUUAAAAAAUAUUCCAAGGUUAGUGCUGAGCGCACUGAUUGCCUUAGGGACAGAAUCACCCCAGCCUCUUGCGCUGGAGUGAUGUGUGGGCCGCAUGCAUAAAGUAAGUAAGGUGCAAUGAAGAAGUGUGAUUGCCAAAUUGACAUGUUUUCACAUUUUCAUUGUGAAUUAUGUAAAAUCAUUAAAAGGCUUAUCCCCUAAAAAAAUUCUAGUAUGGUGUUGAAGAAAUUAAGAAUGAAUUUGGAGUGCUUUCUAUGUAUAUUCUCUUCAAUACUGAAAACUUGUCCUUGAUUCUUAAAAACAUUCUGUAUUAACUACAGCUCUUCCAUAGGGCAGUUGUUGCUUCUUAAUUCAGUUCUGUAUGUGUUCAAUGUUUUUGAAUACAUUAAAAGAAGUAACAAACUGAAUGAAAAAAGCAUGGUAUUUUAAGUUAAAAUGAAGUAAAUAUAAGUACAAAGCUUGUUUUAGUUAGUAUUAAAUUCUUAGUGAAAAGAUGCUCUUUACUCAAACCAGCCCUCUGAGUUAUAUGACAAGGUUUUUAAAUAAAUGUUUUUGUCAUCGCCUCCAAAAAUAUUUAUAUUGUCAAUCAUUUACUUUAAAAAAUUUCUAAUUAAACGGUUCCCAUUUGCACUUACAUUAUACCACCAACAGGAAAGCCUUCAAGAUUAAGUAAAGCAAAGUGAUAUGUAAUAUAUUUGUUUAUAAAAUGUUAUGUUGUAGAAAACUACUUAUUUUAAAUUUUUUCCAUAUUAACACAUUUUAACAGUAUCUCUAGUGAAUUUUUUAAUGGAGAAGUUGUAAGGUAUAGCUCUAAAAAGUACACUAUUACAUGUGGCGAGGAAAGUCAUUUUCUUCAGACAUAUUUGAAUGACUGCUGUACUACAAUAUUUCGAGUAUCAUUCUCGGAAGCAUUUGUUUUCCUCUAAAAAGGAUAAUUGUGCUUUAGGCUUCCAAUAUGCUAUAUAGUCUUCGUCAUUCUAUAAAGGAGAUACAUUUUUUAACUCCUAAUUAUAACAGCCUGUGUUUGUAUGUAUCAUACAUUGUUUUCAUUACUACUUGUUAUUAAUUAAUCAUUUUAUUCACUAAGCCUGAUAAAUCUAAAAGUUAUCAUUUAAGAGAAAAUAAGACUAGAAAAGACUAAGGUGGAUUUUAAAAAUUAGAGAUUGACAUAAUGUUAGAUAUAAUUUUUCACUUGAGAAGAUUAUUUCUUUUAGAAAAGAGUCUAGAAAAUUAAUGUUUUAUAUUUAGUCAUGGUUAUUUUUUAAAGUUGUUAAUGUGUUAAAAUAUGCAAGUGGAUGUUAAUUAUUGGGUCCAUUUUAAAAAGUAAGAUUUUAAAUUAAUAUUUGUAAAUGGUAUAUUUUUGUUUAUAACAAACCAUUGUCUUUUUUCAAGGAUAAACAGAGUUUAUGAAGGAGCGUCAUUCUAAGAAUUGAGUGGUGUAGUAUAUUUGGACAAUGCGUCAGGUUCUCAAGAAGGCUUUCAAACGACUGUAUCGUUUGAUGUUUAUCCUGCUGAGCUAACGGGGAAAGUUAUAGCAUAAAAGUUAUUUGUAUAGUAGCACACUUAUGUCAUUUUCCAAAACUGGUUUAACAGAAACUGAGCAAAAUCACAAAUUGAUUCACCAACUAGAAUUCUUUCAUAAUGAGUCGAAAUGUCAAAGUGAACAUUUUGAAUGUCAUAAAGCUUUAUAAAUGAAAAUUGCCUAGUAUUUAGUAAGUUGUAAACUAAAGUUAAAUGUUUUUUCAAAAGUUGGGACUUUCUAUCUGAUCAGAAAGUCGGUGGUCCUCUUAGUCCCUGAUAUAUCAAGACGCAAUCACUUCCGUAUUAGCUAGUUGAGUUUGUAAGUUACAAAGAUGGAGUCCUUCCUAUCUUGAGGAUGAUUGCACUGGCUUGGUCAGUUACUUAAUGGUGGGGUAAGAAAUGUAUUCUGUUGAUAAAUCUGUUUCAGAACCUUGGAGAGACUUGAAGAUUUCAGUUUAUACAGAUAGAAAUUAAGAAUCUUUUGUGCAGACUUUUUUUUUUAAACAACCAUUGGGGGAAAGGUGUUUUUAAGCAUGCAACUUUGAGAAUUUUUAUUAUGAAAAUGACAAUUAAAAAAUCUUGUAGCCAAGAACAUAUGUGGCCACAUUACCAGUAAUGUUUUUUUCUCUUCGUAUUGGCCAAAAGGGAAUGAAAAUGUCAUCAUAGGAAUCUGUACAUAGCUAUUGAUUUGGCUAGAAAAUAGUUUGGUAUCACUUUGCAAAUAUAGGGCCAUGUGGCACUUUUAUCUAUAGAACAGAUUAACUAAUGAAAAAUGAAGUGGGAGGGGUUUAUUUUUGAUAUUACUGUUAGUUUUCAAGCUUUGAUAGUGUUUAACUGAAAAGUGGUUUAGAAAGGGCUAGAUCCAAUGUGUUCACAUUGUUUAAAAAAAUUGCUAUCAGAUGUAACUUGACGUUCAUUCUUUUUCAAACUCAAGUACCAUGUUGGCAACCAUAAUACUGUCAUAGGUGCUGUUCAUUUAGAUAUUUUGGGGGGGUGGCAUUUGUAUAAUAUAUGUGUACAUAUAUAUAUAUACAUACAUACAGUAUAUAAUCUCUGAAGCUCUGAGAGCUUUUAAGUCAGGAAUGCUGAGUAUUAUAGUAUAUUGAGGUCAGAUGAAUUUUUACAUUUUUGCGUGUUCUAUUGCAUAUCUUUUUGUAGUUUCUUAGACUGCAUUACUCCAGCACUCAUGAUUGAUUUUUUUGUCCUCUAAUUUUCUUCCAAGUAUUUCUUUUCAUUUUUUUUGUUUGAUACUUUUAAAUAUGUUAUUAGUCACUUGAAAACUUUCCUCUACCCCCCAAAGUAUUUGGUUUAUAUGCUUUGUCUCUGGCAGCUAUAACAGUGGUAAGAACACUUUAAAGAUAGCUUCUAAAAGGUACCACUGCUGUUUCAAAAAAUCAUCCUAGGGGAGGAUCUGGGUGUUUUCAUUUGAGCAGGGAUUUUGUCAGAAAAUGUGUUUGUGUGGUAGGUCGGCAGCAGUGCUUGUACGGGAAAGCACAAUACCAGCCAGGCAGGUUGUCCAGCCAGAAGCCAUGUGGCUGAAGGUCAUCUCUGUCUCUCAGGCUGAAUCUCUAUCAUCAUUUCAACCAUUUGGGUGACAUGUGGAAUCGUACAAAGGCUUAGGGAGAAAAAGCAAGUUUGUUUAAAUCAGGAUGCAUUUGCUUACUUGAAGUGACUUCCAUUUAGAUUUCUUUUCACUUUUAAUAUGUUUUAAAUUCUAUGAUUAGCUACAGUCAGCAUAAAUUGGUCUUUAUUUUCAAGAUCAAAGAGGCUGCUUCAUUUUGCAGGAGUAAAUAAAGCUUAUGUCUUAAAGUUAAGAUUUUUUAAUUAAAGUGUGUUUUAGAAACAGUGAUUAUAUACCUUUUCAGUUAUUUUUCAAGAGGCUUUAUUUUAUUGUCUUUGUAGCCCUGAGAACUAUUGGUGUAUUGUGUCCCAUUGACUUAAUACAAAAGUUGUGUAUUUAUUUGGAUUAUAUUUACAUUAUAUUCUUUGUAAAUGUUUGGUGUAACUUGCACUUUUAAAAAUGACCCAGUUCGGGUAUUAGCAACUUGAGAAAUUCCCUCAUCAAUUCAUUGUCAACUUAGUCUUUCUCCUUUCUUUAAGUAACUGGACAUUUUUUAAUGUAAACUUUUCAAUGAAUCAGGAAAUUAGAUUUGACUAGCCCAAUUAAAUAGAAGAGGAGUCCAAAUCCUUAUUCUUUUUUCAUUAUGGAUAAAGAUAGGGAAAAAAGCAACUCAAGUAAAUAAAUAUUUACAAUUUUAAAUAGACUCUUAUCCUCGCCCCAACAAUAGUACUGUCUGCAGGAUGCCAAGAUAUCCAUGGAUUUGUCUAGAAUGGUAAAAGAUUUUUCAAGGCAGUUUAGUACUGCCAUAAUGGAGACUUGCAUGUAAUCACUUGACUGAAUUCAUUUCACCUAAAAUUGGCCUUGUUAACAUACGAGACACGCUGCUUAGUUCUGACUGACUGCAGAUGAGGAGGGAGAAAGUGCAGUGUGCUGCCUGUAGGUGGAGAGCGGUGGGGUACAUUUGCUCACUCGGUUGUACAAAGCACAACUAGAACCUGCGAGUGGCUUUCAUACAUCUUGAGUACUUUAAUGUUGAUACAUUGACUUUUUUUAAGUUGACUGCAUAGUCGCUGUAUGUUCUAGGAACUGGUUUCCUUGACUUUCUAGAAUCAAUGGCUAGGAGAGGCACUGAUCCCUGAGGGGUCGAACAUAUCGUGAAGCUGAGUCAGUAUGGAAGAAUUUCAAAUAAAUCAAACAGGGUGCUGAAGUUCCAUCUGUCUCGCAUGCUUAUGAUAAGUUCUUGCUGAUUAGUGAAUGUAGCUUAAGCCUUUGUACGUGUCCUCAGGGGGGCAGGCAAACUUUUAAGAGGGACCAGAUAAUAUUUGAAUGGAAGGAUUAUAUUUCAGGUGUUUUAGCUUGAAAUUUAUUUUUUAAAAAAAUAAAAUAGAAAAAAAAAAUAGAACAAAGCCUGCGAAGCAAAAUUGAUACCACAGAACAGGCAGAGUUGUUGAGCACAGGGAGAAAAUACCGACCCAUCUGCGUUCUGGUACUGUGGCUGCAGGUCCUAGCUUGGUGUAACGGGGUACGUUAAUUGUCACCAGCAAGAAAAAGGAAAACAGUCUUUAGGAAAUGUCUUUAGAGAAGGUCAAGCAGUAGGAAAUUCAAAUUGUACCUACUGUUACACAGGCAUUAUUUGUUACUUGCCUACAGAAGUAUAGCAUUUCUAAGCUUCUGUCUGAGAAGCAUCUCGGAGAUGUGAAAGUAAAUCUGAAAUAGUUGCAACAUUGGUAGGGAAGGAAAAAAUCCCUGCAGAUAACAAUCUUACGUUAAUUGGCCAAGUGAAAUGAUCUAGCAUUGUGUUUGGGAGGUUUUAUUUUCUUACGUUAUUAAAAUUGAAUUGGUAAAUGCUUUAUAGACGUAUUUUUAUCCAGACGCCACUCCAAUUUGUGUAUGUAAUAAGUAAUAAAAUUAUUUAUAUUAAAAGUGGGAAAUAAUUUGUCGACAUUUUUCUGUGAUUAGAUUUAUUGGGGGUGGUAGGGAGAGUGCUUGUUAGCAGUUUUCCGUGUCGAGUUGUCUCUGACUGAUCUGUCCACACGUCACUUGUCAUCCCCACCCCAAAAAGGAGUUAUUUCUGACCUAGGAGUAUCACUUGAAACUUUUUAGAAACAAUAAUCAGGGAAGUUUCUAGAGAAAGAGGUGUUUGCUUUUUUUUGUUUUCUCUUGAGGAUUGGGGUAACGAAUACCUCCCCCAAAAUUAUCAGCACAAAACAGGGUAUUGAUUUUUAACUCUGAUGUUGCUAUUAGAGUUGAAUACUAAAUAAAGAACUAUAAUAAGGAAUAUACAUUUCUAAUAAAAUUUCGUACAUUCUAGAAGCAUCCCUGUUUUAAUUUUUUUACCUAAAUCUUUUUGUGCUUCACCCGUGUAAAGAAAAAAAAAAUGUACUGAGUUCUAAAGCAUUUUAUUAACACUAUGUACAUACUAGCUGCUUUGUGUUCAGAAUGGUAGCAUUGCUUUGUAUAUUAAAGUGAUCCUUGUGAAUUUGUGAAAUAUUGUCAUAAAGUGCUUUUUCUUACUGUAAUCUUUGUGGUAAAAACUGUCAUAAUGCCCUUUUACACACAUUUACGUGCAGUCACAUAAACAUGCUUUUAAAGACUGUUGUCUCAUUUUUGGGGGUGGGAUCUCUGUAUUUUGCUUUUCGCUGGUAACAUUAAGCUAUAUUUUCUUGGACUUAACAUUUAUUAAAUGAGCAAAGUUACGUUAGAAUAUAUCACAGGCUUGUGUUGCACAUCAACAGAAAACUAAUUCAAGCAGCAAGAACACAUCUUCAGUUAAUUUUAUUGUCUUCCUAAUUUUUAGUGCAAGAUUUCCUUGUUCAGGGAGAUUGAACAGUGCCUUCUUGAAGACUUGGAGAUGUUACCACCCUGUUGAAAACCUGACCAGCUAUCUCCAAUGUGCAUGUUUGCAUUGGAAGAACAAUAAGAAUAGAUACCUUCUCAGGUUCCCUUAAAAUGCUGAAGUUUUGUGAUCAUAUAAAAGAAGGGAAUGUGGUUAUAAUCUCUUUGCUUGAAACAAAAGA